AUGUCAUUCCAGGUUGUCACACUUCUCAAUGACUUGUAUCUAGCCUUUGAUGGUGUAGUUGACAAUUUCAAAGUGUACAAAGUUGAGACGAUAGGUGACGCCUACAUGGUGGUUUCUGGUCUUCCAGAACGACGGGAAGAUCACGCCUCGCAAAUCGCCCAGAUGAGCUUAGCGUUGUUACACAAAGUGAAAAACUUUGUGAUCAGACAUCGACCGAAUGAUCAGCUAAAACUUCGAAUCGGUAUGCAUUCGGGAUCAGUUGUCGCCGGCGUAGUAGGCUCGAAAAUGCCUCGAUACUGUCUGUUCGGCGAUACGGUCAAUACAUCAAGCCGUAUGGAAAGUAACGGACUACCGCUACGAAUCCAUGUCUCGUCGGUAACGAAGGAGAUUCUAAGCAAGGAUACGGGUUUCCGAUUGGAACUUCGAGGUGAAGUCGAGAUGAAAGGCAAAGGUCGACUAACGACGUAUUGGCUGAAAGGCUACAAA
Messenger RNA from Strongylus vulgaris, 486 nucleotides. Lineage: Eukaryota; Metazoa; Nematoda; Chromadorea; Rhabditida; Strongylidae. The record is from the annotation of a GenBank genome assembly.